AUUAGUAGAUUGAGAAAGAAAUCAGUGGCGGGGUUUGCCUUGGUUCUGAAACAUGUAAUAAGAAAGCUCAGAGAUAACAAUGGCCACUAUUUCUCCUCUGAUUCUCAGGACCUCACCUCUCUGUCUCUGGACUCCACACUCCAACAAACCCCUCUCUUCCCUUCCCUUCUUCACCAUCCCCAAGUCCAAGGCUCUCUCCAUCCUCUGUUCCACAAAGAUGGAAGGAAGUGAGAUUACAGAAGAUGUGGCAGAGAAUUCAGGAGCCAAUGAGAUUGUAAAGAAGAAAAUCUUUGUUGCUGGAGCAACCGGAAGUACUGGGAAGAGAAUUGUUGAGCAGCUGCUGGCAAAGGGUUUUCAGGUUAAAGCCGGGGUUCGUGACUUGGACAAGGCCAAAAAUUCGCUUUCCCAUGACAACCCGGCCCUUCAAAUUGUGAAAGCGGAUGUAACGGAGGGUUCUGAGAAGCUAUCAGAAGCUAUUGGUGAUGAUUCAGAAGCUGUGAUAUGUGCAACUGGCUUUCGGCCGGGGUGGGAUUUGUUUGCUCCAUGGAAGGUUGAUAAUUUUGGCUAUUAUUGUCUGAAAAAUAUGAUGUUGCAGGUUGAUAAUUUUGGCACUGUAAACCUUGUUGAAGCGUGCCGUAAACUAGGUGUCAACAGAUUCAUACUUAUCAGUUCCAUUUUAGUCAAUGGAGCUGCAAUGGGACAGAUACUUAAUCCAGCUUACAUCUUUCUCAAUGUUUUUGGACUUACCUUAAUUGCAAAGCUUCAGGCUGAGCAAUAUAUCAGGAAAUCGGGUAUAAACUAUACUAUAAUAAGGCCUGGUGGGCUGAGAAAUGAACCCCCGGCAGGAAAUAUUUUUAUGGAGCCAGAGGACACUCUUUAUGAAGGUACCAUAUCCAGAGAUCAGGUUGCAGAAGUUGCCGUUGAGGCUUUACUCCAUCCUGAAGCAUCUUAUAAGGUUGUAGAGAUAGUUUCCCGAGCUGAUGCUCCUAAGCGGUCAUAUGAGGACCUUUUUAGGUCCAUUAAGCAGCGGUGACUUCAAAGUUAAAUCUCAGAACGUGACAUAGGCAGAGUACUAUUUCUGACUUCUUUCUUUCUUCUGGCAGAUAUAUGUUUGCCAUUAUAUUUUCAAGCUCAUGUUAUUUGAUUAACUCAGAUAUAUUGAACUUUGAUGAAAGUAUAUGCCUAUCAAACUAGACAAAUGCUUAAUAAAGUAGCAAAAUGCUUAGUAUACACUCAA
Molecule: messenger RNA, 1237 nt
Organism: Carya illinoinensis
Lineage: Eukaryota; Viridiplantae; Streptophyta; Magnoliopsida; Fagales; Juglandaceae
Exons: 5
Coding region: 80-1033 (317 amino acids)
Source: RefSeq, a predicted model, not a curated record